AUGACUCAGACUUUAACUAAACCACUUCUACAGAUGAAACACGAGGAUGUCGAGGCUGAAGGCAACAUUUCCACAGUAAUACAGUUCGUCCUGCUGGGCUUCUCUUCUCUUCCCAACCUCCAAGGGAUUCUGUCUGCAGUGUUUUCCAUCAUUUACAUGAUUAUCCUCAUUGGUAAUUCCCUGAUAAUAUUAAUAACUAGGCUUGACCCUACAUUGCAGAAACCCAUGUAUUUUUUCCUGGCAAAUUUUUCCUCUUUGGAAAUCUUUUAUGUAUCGGUUACUGUCCCAAGGAUUCUAUUCAACAUUUGGACACAAGAUAGAAACAUUUCUGUGGUGGCUUGUGCUGUGCAGAUGUGCUUCUUCCUUAUGUUGGGAACUGACGAAUGCUUCCUCCUGGCUGUGAUGUCCUAUGAUCGCUAUGUUGCCAUUUGCAACCCUCUGCACUAUCCUCUAGUCAUGAAUCAAAGAAAAUGCACUCAACUGGCAGCAGGCUCCUGGCUCAGUGGCAUCCCAAUACAGAUUGGGCAGACCUGUUGGAUAUUUUCUAUGCAUUUCUGCAAUUCUAAUAAAAUAGACCACUUCUUCUGUGACAUACCACCCAUUCUCAAGCUGGCCUGUGGGGGCACUUUGGUUCAUGAGCUGUCGGUUUAUGUCGUCGUUAUGGUGGUGGCUGCACUCCCCUUCAUGCUGGUGCUUACAUCCUACAGCAAAAUCAUUGCCACCAUCCUGAGGUUGCCAACAGCCAAAGGGCGGGCCAAAGCCUUCUCUACAUGUUCUUCCCACCUGCUGGUAGUGGUUUUGUUUUAUGGGUCUGGUACUAUUACCUACUUGAGGCCAAAGUCCAUGCAUUCUCCUGGUACUGACAAACUGCUCUCUCUGUUCUAUACUAUUGUGGCUCCCAUGUUCAAUCCCUUAAUAUACAGCCUUAGGAACAAGGAUGUGAUUGCAGCUCUGAGAAAAUUAAUUCUCCAAAAAUAG
Molecule: messenger RNA, 978 nt
Organism: Acomys russatus (golden spiny mouse)
Lineage: Eukaryota; Metazoa; Chordata; Mammalia; Rodentia; Muridae
Product: olfactory receptor 10AG1-like
Exons: 1
Coding region: 1-978 (325 amino acids)
Biological process (GO): G protein-coupled receptor signaling pathway
Cellular component (GO): membrane
Molecular function (GO): olfactory receptor activity; G protein-coupled receptor activity
Source: RefSeq, a predicted model, not a curated record